Fimicolochytrium jonesii is the source of this 975-nucleotide messenger RNA. RefSeq lists its product as uncharacterized. The transcript is spliced from 4 exons. Bases 1 to 975 code for a protein of 324 amino acids. NCBI's taxonomy places the organism in Eukaryota, Fungi, Chytridiomycota, Chytridiomycetes, Spizellomycetales, Powellomycetaceae. The record is from RefSeq and is a predicted model, not a curated record.
AUGUCGACAAUCGACACCGUCAUCGGCGGGACCACCAUCAUCGCCACCCCCGCUUACGCCGGAUUCGUGCCUAACCUCAAGCACCAGUACGGGCAGACGUACGGGAACGCCACGCGGCAUAUACUGAGGAUGGAUCCGACGAUCAAGGCGGGCGUGUUGCAGAGGGAGGUUGCGAGGAGGAGGGGGGAGGGCAGGGAGACGGCGGGGGUGGGUGGGCACAGGGGUGGGGUGGCGGGGCCUGGGGGAGAUGGAGGCAAUGGGAGGGGAGGGGAGAGGGGGAAGGAAGGGGAGAGAGCGGUGGGGUUGAAGAGGGCGACGGGCGAUGAUCGGUUUUCGUUCCCGCCGGUGCCGGGGUACACUGGCUACAUCCCGCGCGCCCAAGAACACUUCGGCCACCCGUACGUCGAAACCACGCAAUCCUCGCUCUCCGACUUCCACUCCAUGCUGGACGCCAAAAAACAGCUUCCGGUCCGCAUCAAGGCCAUCGUCGCCGACCGCGCCAACGGGACCUACAAACGCCACCCCACAACCACAUCUACAUCGCAGAACAAUCUAGCAAACUCACCCUACCGCCCCGUGGUGGUGCCGCCGAGCCCGAUGGACGACGCGAGUCCGUAUAAGAUGCCGAGGGGUCAUCCCAGUAAGACCUUUGUCGGCGGGUAUACCGGGUUUGUGCCGAGGUUGCAGAAUCAUUUUGGGGAGACGUACCCCGACAACGUCCGCAAAGCCCUCGACGACUUCACCGCCGACACCUCCCGCGCCGCGUCCGCCUCCAGCCACCCGUACACCCACCAAGCAUACACAACAACGACAACAACGCCAACCCCGCACUCCGUCCGCCCCAUCCCGGGCUUCACCGGCUUCAUCCCCGGCAGCCGCAGCCAGUACGCGCAGACGUUCGGGCAGACCGCCGAGGUCGCCUAUGCCGUCUUCAACGCCGAUAAGGAGGGGUCAGUAGUCUCAGAGUUCCGGUAA